AUGAGUUUGAGCAAAGAAAGACAUACAGUGACCCGGGAUGAUAGUGCUGAUACUACUCAGCGAAGUGAAGAUAGACAGCAGCCAUUGCAAUGUCAACCACUGCCCCAAUCAGAGCUUAAUCUGGUUGAGUUUGAUAUUGGCAUGGAUCGCGCAUUCGACACUAUGAUGAUAUUUGAGGGAUGCAAUAGUCCUCCCGGGGAAGAAGAUCGCGACCUCCUACUUGAUUUUAGUGAAAGUGUCAUCGAGUCCAUGAUUUCAGACAGCAACUCGAACUUGAGUCAUGAGGCUUUUUUUUGUCAGAACCUUUUCCGAGACUACAAACCGGCUGUGGAUGUAUAA
Molecule: messenger RNA, 339 nt
Organism: Penicillium taxi
Lineage: Eukaryota; Fungi; Ascomycota; Eurotiomycetes; Eurotiales; Aspergillaceae
Exons: 2
Coding region: 1-339 (112 amino acids)
Source: RefSeq, a predicted model, not a curated record